Molecule: messenger RNA, 5201 nt
Organism: Chara braunii
Lineage: Eukaryota; Viridiplantae; Streptophyta; Charophyceae; Charales; Characeae
Source: the annotation of a GenBank genome assembly
GGCAUGGUCCGGCGUCCCCGGGCCGUCGGACCACAGCAUGGCAUGGUCCGCCGUCCCCGAAUUGACAACGCCCCCAGGACGACACCGUGCCAUGGUCCGGCGUCCCGGAGGCGCCGGACCAUGCCGUGGCAUGGUCCGUAUCCAGGAGGCGUCGGCGAAGACAUGGUAUGGUCCGGCGACCCGAAACGCCGUGCACAUGCGAUGGUUCUUGCCGGAUCCUCUGGGACGCCGGGCCACAGCAUUGCGUGGUUCCAUUCCAGGUGACCGUGGCGAAGAAGCGGCGGCGGAGGAUGAUGAUGAUGAUGAUGAUGAUGAUGAUGAUGAUGAUGAUGAUGAUGAUGAUGAUGAGGAGGAGGAGGAGGAGGAGGAGGAAGAGGAAGAGGAGAAGGAGGAGGAGAACUAUUGCUGCCGAUUGAAACCUGAAACGCCGGGAAGAGGAGGAGGAAGAGGAGGAGGAGGAGGAGGAGGAGGAGGAAGAGGAGGAGGAGGGGGACGAGGAGGAGAGGGGGGAGGACGGCGAGGAGGAGGAGGAGGAGGAGGACGAAGAGGAGGAGGAGGAGGAAGAGGAGGAGGAGGAAGAGGAGGAGGAGGAGGAGGAGGAGGAGGAGGAGGAGGAGGAGGAAGAGGAGAACGAAGAGGAGGAGGAGGAGGAGGAGGAGGAGGAGGAGGAGGAGGAGGAAGAGAAGGAGGAGGAAGAGAGGAAGAAGAGGAGGAGGAGGAAUGUGAAGAGUGCGAAGAGGAGGAGGAGGAGGAGGAAGAGGAGGAGAAGGAGGAGGAGAAAGAGGAGGAGGAGGAGGAGGAGGAAGAGGAGGAGGAGGAGGACGAGGAGGAAAAGGGCGAGGCCGGCGAGGAAGAGGAGGAGGAGGAGUGCGAAGAGGCCUGCCGCCAUAUUGUCGGCAUUACACAGUGCGACAGAUUGCAGGCAGAGGUUGCACAGGCCCUCCGAAAGAUCGGCGCCGUCGAUCCGCCGGACCAUCGGAGGGCCUGGCCUGCUUGCUCGUCAGGGGUCUCAACGCCGAAGGUUGUCGGAAGGGCGGUCACGUUCCAAGGGAAGUAUUGGGCAAUCGAUUGGCGCCUCGGUAUGAAGGUCCCCUGUUGCGGGCCAUGCAUUUUCUUGUGGGAUGAGAGUGGCAGUUACUACCCGUGCGGGGGUAUCAAGACUUACUCGUUUGAUAAGAACAUGCUUGACGAGGAGUACAUGAGAUUCCAUUUGACGACGUGUUUCGACAGCAAUGGUCACGAGGUGCCUGACAACUACAAGCUCGUGUCUCUCCAAGUCGACAAGUUCCAAGGUUACGGCAUCCGGGCUGCAUCAAUGCCGCCGUUCGACAAGUCGAAGAAGAAGGAUGCCUCGCAGAUGGUGAUGCUAAGGCCAUUCGAGUUCCUCAAACGCAUUAAUUGCUAUAAGUUGUCCGGCCAUAUCGUGGCGAUUGACAACAAGCUGCAGUUGUCAACUCCCUUCGUGCCGUUCGACUGUGAUCUUGGAGACUUUGCAGACAUGGUGCGACGGCACAAGCUGCAGGCGAUGGGCCAAGUCGUUUUGCGAACUACCAUGUUUGUGAGCUUGCCACAGGUGGUAGGCAAGAGUUGUGGGGAGCCGAAAACAUCCGCCCGUAUGAGAAAAAGUGGGGCCGCAUCGACACCGGCAAAGAGCGUGAGCAAAUCAGCUUCUCUGCUCCAACCGAAGGGUGUGUCUGCGACGUGGGCACCAUCACAUGCAGACUAUGUGGCACGCGUUUCUUUGACUCCGGCUGGUGGGGUCACUGACCAUGAGGAUGACGACGAAAACACAGAGGAGGACUCGCGCUUCAGACAGUGGGACGGUGGGCGGUGGGCCGAUGGCAAUGACGCGAAAGACACGGAAGGGGACGACGACGAACAGCAGUUCAGCGACGGUACACACGAUGAAGGGGGAAGCUUGAAGGAUGACUUGGCCGAAGGCGACGAUAGUGAAAGCCAAGAGGAUGAUGGUCACGAAGACGAUGGGAGUGAAGAAGAAGAAAAUGAGGAUGCAAGUGACCAGGAGGCCGCAGAACGAGAGGACAGCUACGAAGGGGGGAGCGAAGGAGAUGAGGGUGGGGCGGACGACGAUGACAACGGGAAUAGAGGGUCGCAGGAAAGGCGGGAACAGUCUUUCCGUGGCAAUAGUCAUGAUGGUCCGGCAGAAGAUGACGAUGUGUUGCAUGGCACACAGAGGUCUAUGUGCAUGCACAAGAGGAAAAUGAGAUGUGGGAAAGCAGAGGAAGAGAAGCGGAGACAAGCUAAGCUCAUCAGCCUACAGGCCUCAAAGGAGGCUUACAAGAGAUCCUUAGAGGCGCAAUCCGCUAAACCAGCAAAGGAAAAGCGUGAACGCACUCAAUCUUCCCAGAGGCUGAAGAAGAAAGCAAAGACCGAAGAGACAAAGGAAGUGGCAGACUCUGGGGACAAAGCGGCGGAGGUCGACCCGAGACAUACAAUGUCAAAGCCUGGAGAGUUGACCAACGACACUAUCGACACCACAAAAUGUUUUUUCCUGGAAUACGACGAGGACGGGAAUGCGAUAGAUCGGCCUACCCAAGUUUUCGUUGAUGUGGCCAAAAUACUGCCCAACCCUUCGGAAGGCGUGCAAUACAACCACAGGCCGUUGAACGAGAUGUCGGUCACCUCCAUCAGGGACGCAAUGGAAUACCCCGAAAAGCAGAAGGAGUGGGACAGAAACACCUGGAUUCUUGCUCAUGUUGUUGAAGUGGAGAGGGAUGGCCGGAAGCGGUGGGAACGUGUGAAGCCGGAGGACAGGGAUGAUGACAAGGUUGCCUCCUACCAUUGGUACACAGUGGCCGACCAACAUAUAGCGGAGGCAGCAAAGAGGCUGGUCGCUGCAAAAUCGUCUGCUGCCCACAAGCAGGGCGUGCAUUCUUGGAAGGCGCGGGUUGUGUUUUUUGACGACGACCAUUUGGAGGGGUAUGCGUACAUCUCCACGUUUGACAACACCAGGGAGACACGUGCUAUCCCGUCAUCGUUUCGAAUGGCUGUGACUCCUAUAAGAGGACUGCGGCAGAGUAUGAAAGAGCCAAAAGGGCAGGACGGCGUGAGACCAGUGGAUCAGGAAGGGAAAGUAGGUGAGGUGGCAGGACCGGGCCCUGCAGCGAAAACGGUGAAAGGCAAAAAAAUGUUGGUGCACUACGUCCAGUCCAACAAAAGCUCACCGGGUUUCUAUGUUUGCAUCAAUGAUUCCCCCGCGAGCGCAUGGAAGGUGUUCGGCGAUUUCACAUCAAGGGAGAAGGAGAUGGCCCUCAAGAAAAUACUUGCGGGACACGUUGUCGUCACGAGCGGAAGGGCAUUUGUGAAAAAACUGAUGAACAUGCAAGACUUGUACGUGGAGGUGAGAAGGGAGAGAUAUAUGGUUCGCAUGUUUAACUAUGUCCUCUUCAAGAUAGAGCAUAGGUCGGAGGGGGAGUGGAAUGACAAGUUCUUCAUUGGCUACGAUACCAUAAUGAGGCGGUUUGCACCACGAGGGUUGACGACAGAGAAAUGGGAAGAAACCAAGUCCAAGAUCGUGGCAGAGAAGACUAUCGAUGUCCCGAAACGAUUGGGCGGCGUGGAUGAGGCAAAACUAAGAAAAGGAAAUGUCGGGGGGUACAAGGUGACGACUGCAAUAUAUAUGGAAUGUCCGUACUUCCUCAAGCUUUUCGUGCAUGAGAUUCUUGGCGCAGUUGAGCAAUUGAGGGACGAGCUAAGACAGAUCAACUCAAAUGCUCAACACAUAAUGUGGGACAAGCGCAAACAUCAUACGACGUAUCUUCCUGUGUGCAUCACACCUAUGGAUGCACUGCACCCGGCAGAAGAUUUAACUCACCGAGACAUGUUCCUGAAGCUCGGCAAGAAGAGGGACUCUCUGUGGAGCUAUCUUUUCUGCAAUGCACCCGCAACACCAACAGAUGCAGAUUAUCUUCACCGUAAGGUGAUAGCGAUCCAGCAUCUACAAGGAUAUCACAACGCCAAACGCGGUGCAAUUGAGAUAUUUCUAGGCCGAUGUGAACACCUGUGGUUUGAAAGGAAGCGAGACAAAAUUGAUGCCAAGGUUUACUGCGAGGUAAUGGAUGUUGGGGAGCAGUUUGACAUUAUGGACAGUGAGGAGGAGACAGAGGAUGAGAAGAUUGACGUGCCAUUGCCGGAUGCACAUCAAAAUGCAGUGAGAGACGAAACGCCUCCGCUGGAAAGAGUCCUCAGGAGCAGGUUUUAUGAAAUCGCAAAGGACAACUUGUCUACCCGCGUGAAGCAGGCGAACAGAGAGGCGCCAGACCACAAAAUAUCAGACAAAGUGAACUCGUUAUUCGAAUUCCUGCGUGAAAAUCACCUUCUCGAGUAUUGCACUGCGUUCUACGACAAGAAAUCGAGUCCAUCGUAUGGAGUUGUCAUAUGGUCUGUGGACUACUGUGCAACGGACUGUAUGUACGAGAGCGACAUACUUGUGGGAUGCAGUCAAGGCCUUGAGGGACACGCAUGUGCAAGGAAGAAGAUCGAUUCAGCAGCAGCAGGAGUUGGUGGCGAGAGUGUGGCAGACAAGGAAGGACACCUCAGGAUGCAAAACGCAAUGGGAGAUGAGUUCAGUGAGCGGCCAUCGAGCACACCGCAACCAACACUUAGACCAUCAGAAGGUAUCAGUGCAGUGGGAGCCAGAAGUGAGACAACACCAACAACAGGCGGGGAAGUUGUUGGCGAUGACGGUAAGGACGAAAAGAUUGAAGAGGACCAGCGACAAAAAGCAUCAGACGAAGAAGAGCCAAAAUUUCAGGCACAUGAGGUAUUGAAGGCGAUGCCAGGGAAUGUCGAUUCACAUUCCAAGCAGUCACAAGGAACACACGAUACGACUGUCAUCACUGUACAGGCGCAAGGCACCGACGAAGACACAAGGGAACAAAGUGCACAUGAGAAAGAUGGGGAGGAAGGACCAGUGCUUAUGGAAUGCAUUGGUCCAGGAACGCAAAUAGUUUCGGAGUCAACCAUGGGAGAAAGAAGAGCUGACGUGGAGGGUGUCGGUGGGGCAGAGCAUGAAAAAGUUCCAAGAACGACAAACACAGGGAGAGGGAGGAGGAAAAUGAGAAUGAAGAGGAGGCGAACAAGAGUCAGAGUGUGAUCAACUUGGUGGACCGGUCAGGUGAGAACGAAGAAACAUCUGACAAGGAAGAAGCGAAAGAGUCGGGAGAGGAGUCUCAAGAAAG